AUGACUUCUCAUCAGUCAUUCCCUGCAGACGACUUCGGUAUCUACUAUGUCCUUGCAGAGUGCACAGACUAUUAUGACUCCCUUCCAGUUAACGAGGCGGAUGAGAACCAGCCCCACUCCCAGGGCGUGACUGGCCUGCGGAACUUGGGCAACACGUGCUACAUGAAUGCCAUCUUGCAGUGUCUCUGCAGCAUCUCGCCGCUGGUGGAGUACUUCCUCUCUGGAAAGUACAUGACAGCUCUUCAGAAGGAUUGCAGUGAGGUUGCCACUGCUUUUGCAUACCUGAUGACAGACAUGUGGCUCGGAGACUCAGACUGUGUCUCUCCAGAAAUAUUUCGGUCAGCUCUUGGCAAUCUCUACCCAGCGUUUAUGAAAAAGACACAACAAGAUGCUCAGGAAUUCUUGAUUUAUGUCCUAAAUGAACUUCAUGAAGCUCUGAAAAAGUACCACCGAAGACGAUCACAUGAGAAAGGAUCUGCUCAGAGAUGCUGCAGGAAGGUGAUUGCCAAUGAGACGUCUAUCAUCACACAGCUGUUUGAAGGGCAGCUCAAUUAUGGCAUCAUAUGUUUGAAGUGUGAGAACUGCACCUACAAGAACGAAGUCUUCACUGUCCUCUCCCUCCCCAUUCCAUCUGAAUAUGAAUGUUCCCUUCAGGACUGUCUCCAGUGUUUUUUUCAACAAGAUUCAUUGACCUGGAACAACCAAAUUCAUUGCUCCUUUUGUGAAACCAAGCAGGAAACAGCUGUGAGGGCCAGUAUUUCCAAAGCACCAAAAAUAAUUAUUUUUCACUUAAAAAGGUUUGACAUCCAGGGUACACUGAAAAGAAAACUGAGAACAGAUAUUCAUUACCCACUCACUAACUUGGACCUCACUCCUUACAUUUGUCCAGUUUUCCGGAAGCAUCCCAAAUACAACCUCUGUGCAGUGGUGAACCACUUUGGUGAUCUGGAUGGUGGCCACUACACUGCUUUCUGCAAGAACUCAGUUACCCAGGCCUGGUAUAGCUUUGAUGACACAAGAGUCCGUGAGAUUCCAGAAACUUCUGUGCAAACCGCUACAGCAUAUCUCCUGUUCUAUAGCUGCCAGCCCUUUUCAAAACCAGUACAAAAAUGCAAGAGCUAGGAAAAUAAUGUUUCCUGGAAAAUGCAAAACAAGCAAUCAGAAACUGGUAGUUAAGUUUUGCUUUGUCAUUAAAACUACUACAACUAACGUAACUGCAUCACUAACAUUUUUCAGUCUUAUCUGAAAAGUUAUACACAAAAGAUGGG
Marmota monax (woodchuck) is the source of this 1268-nucleotide messenger RNA. RefSeq names its product ubiquitin specific peptidase 50 (gene Usp50). The record is from RefSeq and is a predicted model, not a curated record. NCBI's taxonomy places the organism in Eukaryota, Metazoa, Chordata, Mammalia, Rodentia, Sciuridae. Gene Ontology annotation, molecular function: cysteine-type deubiquitinase activity. Bases 1 to 1122 code for a protein of 373 amino acids. Gene Ontology annotation, biological process: Ras protein signal transduction; protein K63-linked deubiquitination; protein K48-linked deubiquitination. The transcript is spliced from 7 exons. Gene Ontology annotation, cellular component: cytosol; dendritic spine; extrinsic component of plasma membrane.